Messenger RNA from Heterocephalus glaber (naked mole-rat), 2618 nucleotides. It is a transcript of the gene Oma1, whose product is annotated as OMA1 zinc metallopeptidase. Lineage: Eukaryota; Metazoa; Chordata; Mammalia; Rodentia; Bathyergidae. The record is from RefSeq and is a predicted model, not a curated record. Gene Ontology annotation, molecular function: metalloendopeptidase activity. Gene Ontology annotation, cellular component: mitochondrial inner membrane. Gene Ontology annotation, biological process: mitochondrial protein processing; protein quality control for misfolded or incompletely synthesized proteins.
GCACCCGGGCCGGGCCAUUCCUCCCGGGUGGGCAGCAGGUGUGUUCUGCCUCGGCAUUUCUAGAAAGAGACGAAGAAGUUCUCCUGUCUGUAUUCGGCCAUGAAAACCAGAAAAUCUGUUGUCGAAACAGUUGUGCGAUUUAAUAACUUCUUUACAAACUUGCCCGCAAAAAUCACUUUUUAUAUUACGUAAACCACCUGUGCGUGUAAGACGGAGCAGCGGUUUUCUUGUGCCCUGCGGUACCCAGCAGGAAAUGUCAGUGCGGGGAGGUGGAAGUGCCGCUCGUGGAGCUGCGGGGCUGAUGCCCCGAGCGAUUCUAGCUGGGACCACGAACCGCGCCAGGAGGGUUUACCUUCAGACCCUUCACUCUCAGCCGGGGGAACGGGCACAGGGGGACAUUUGAGAGCUCAAGAGUCGAGCCUGCUGCCUUGUACAUUUUUUUAAAGCCCUCCAUCAUGUGUGCACUUUGCUUGAAUGAUUAUUUUAAAGCACAUGUCCUAUUUUUGCCAAUUGACAGCUGUUUCCAUAGAAACUAGACAAGAAAUAGUCAUUUUCAGCAAGAGUUGUUAAAACUGUCUUCUAGGCUUCAGCCGCGAGUCCCACUGAGUGCCGUACUUGCUCAUUCUGAGGAAGCACUUCAAGAAUUAAGGGUCUGAAAUGUUCACAGAGGCCGACAAUCCAGAUUGUUUCAUUUUCUCACAUCGUUAAUUUAGUAAUCCUCGAAGUCUGCCAGCGAUGUUUGUUGACCUACGAUAGUUCUGUGAAGAGGAGGUGUCAGCCCUAAUUCUUUCUUAGGUGCUGUGUAGUCUAGUGAUUGGCUCUUUGAAAAUAUAGGGAUAGACUUCUUCCCCCGUUUUUUACCCUGUCUGGAGGAUAAACCAGGCCUUACAAAAUAUCAGUAAUCCUGCCACCCAGAAUAUUGUCUGACAUGUAAUAGGCACUAAUUAAUUAUUGAAAUGACAGUAUAGUAUUUAGCAGAGUGGAGUGAGUGAAUCAAUGAAGAAUAUAAUUCAGAGGUCAGAAACUGAAUGAGAUAAUCAAGCAAAAGAAAGAUGAGCUUCAUUUAUGGACUGCAGUCUACUAGAAACUCUUUUCUCUUCCGGUUUAAUCUACUGGGCAGCUGGAGAAAGCGGAACUCACUGGCAGUAACUUCAGCAGGCUGCCAUCAGUUUCAAAAUUUCUAUGUAGUAAAUAAAUACCAGGGGCUUACAUCAUUCACUCAGUGUGACAGGUUGACAUUUCUGCAUGGAAACUUCCAUUUUAACAGGACUUUGAAUAACAGAAGACCAGGAUGCCUCUCAAGUGCCAAAAGUAGGGGCAUUUGGGUGAUUACCCACAAAUGUACCUCCUUUUCAAGAUGGGUACUGACCAGAGAAAGUGCAGUUGCUCCUGCCCUUGCAGCUUGGUGUCCUGAGACCUAUUCUCCCGCAAGAUCUGCCAGGAAUUUCCAUACUUCUCCACGGGUUCAAGCUGCUCCCGUUCCUCUCCUGUUGGUCCUUCUAAAGCCACUGCAGAAACUACUUGCAAUCAUCGUGGGCAGGGGCAUAAGGAAAUGGUGGCAAGCCCUUCCUCCUAACAAAAAGGAACUAUUUAGAGAGAGUGUGAGGAGGAAUAAAUGGAAGCUGUUUCUUGGUUUGAGUACCUGUGGACUGUUAUUUGUAGUGUUUUAUUUUACUCACCUGGAAGUGAGCCCAAUCACAGGAAGGAAAAAGCUACUAUUGCUGGGGAAGGAGCAUUUCAGAGUUCUCUCAGAACUGGAAUAUAAAGCAUGGAUGGAAGAAUUUAAGAAUGACAUGCUAACUGAGAAAGACCCUCGAUACCUGACUGUUAAAGAAGUGGUCUGUCAUCUCGUUGAAUGCAAUAAGGAUAUCCCAGAAAUCUCUGAGAUCAAUUGGGUUAUUCAUGUGGUUGAUUCCCCGACUAUUAUAAAUGCCUUUGUGCUUCCUAAUGGACAAGUGUUUGUUUUCACGGGGCUUUUAAAUAGUGUAACUGAUAUUCAUCAGCUUUCCUUCCUUCUGGGCCAUGAAAUAGCACAUGCUAUACUUGGGCAUGCUGCAGAAAAGGCUAGCGUGGCUCAUUUAUUGGAUUUCCUAGGUAUGAUUUUUCUCACAAUGAUUUGGGCCGUUUGUCCACGAGAUAGUUUGGCAGUUUUGGGCCAGUGGGUACAGUCUAAAUUGCAAGAGUAUAUGUUUGAUAGACCAUACAGUAGAACAUUGGAAACUGAAGCAGAUAAAAUUGGACUACAGCUUGCUGCGAAGGCUUGUGUGGAUGUAAGAGCCAGUUCAGUGUUUUGGCAGCAGAUGGAGUUUACAGACAUCCUACAUGGUCAUCCCAAGUUGCCAGAGUGGUUAUCUACACACCCUUCUCAUGGAAACCGAGCUGAGCACUUGGAUAGACUUAUACCAGAGGCUGUGAAAAUCAGAGAGGUCUGUAAUUGCCCACCACUUUCUGGACCAGAUCCUCGAUUACUAUUCAAACUUAGCAUGAAGAAUUUUUGUCAAGAAUUGGAAAAAGACCAAAAUACCACUUUUAAGAAACAGAAAAUGGAUCCUCUUCCCACUCAAAAACAGGAGCAAAUACCAUUAACAUACAUAGUAGAGAAGCAAACUGGGAGUUGA